Messenger RNA from Exserohilum turcica Et28A, 1007 nucleotides. RefSeq lists its product as uncharacterized. The transcript is spliced from 4 exons. Gene Ontology annotation, cellular component: nucleus. Bases 235 to 684 code for a protein of 149 amino acids. Gene Ontology annotation, biological process: protein K63-linked ubiquitination; DNA damage tolerance. The record is from RefSeq and is a predicted model, not a curated record. Gene Ontology annotation, molecular function: ubiquitin conjugating enzyme activity. NCBI's taxonomy places the organism in Eukaryota, Fungi, Ascomycota, Dothideomycetes, Pleosporales, Pleosporaceae.
CUUCGGUAGGAACGAGGCCCGGCCGAUUACGCAACAUCAAACAUGCACGCCUAGUCCUGUGGCUCUUGCGAAGACAGACGACGCGGGCUUGCUACGUCAAACGCAGAGACAUCGUAAAACUCGCCUCCUCCGCUCGCAAACCGGCCAGCAGCACUCUCAGCCUCGCCGCCUCAGCCUUUCUCUUUUGCGACCGCUUCUUCCCCACCGCCUGUGACUGCUGCCCCGCCAUCAGCCAUGGCGCUGCCCAAACGAAUCAUCAAGGAAACUGAGCGUCUGGUCAACGAGCCAGUCCAGGGCAUCAGCGCGACACCGCACGAGGACAACCUGAGGUAUUUCGAUGUCACCAUCGACGGUCCUAGCCAGUCGCCUUAUGAGGGUGGUGUCUUCAAGUUGGAGCUGUUCCUUCCUGACGACUACCCCAUGACGCCGCCCAAGGUCCGCUUCCUCACCAAGAUAUACCACCCCAACAUCGAUCGUCUGGGUCGCAUCUGCCUCGACGUCCUUAAGAGCAACUGGUCGCCUGCCCUCCAGAUUCGCACCAUCCUCCUUUCAAUCCAGGCUCUUUUGGGCGCACCCAACCCCGAUGACCCUCUUGCCAACGACGUGGCGCAGGCGUGGAAGGAGAACCAAGCACAGGCUAUCCAGACAGCCCAAGAGUGGACACAGCAGUAUGCUAAACCGUGAGCCGCCCGCUCCUUGACAUCACUCACGGGGGCCAUCCUUUGGCGCUGGCAUGGGCAGAUGGCGCUGUACUCUUCCUCGGCAUGAUACCUGGGAGUUCAAAGAACAGACUUGCACUAUGCCACGCAGCAAUGAUUGAUUGGCCUUUCGAGACCUUGUGUGUGAUGGAACAGGCCCUUUGAUUUCGCCCAUUUCCUUUGUAUAGUACUGGCCAUUUUACUGCCUCUGCAAGCCCUGGCGUUGGAUGGACAAUCUGGAUAGCAUGACGGUGAUAUAUUUCCCACUGCAUGAUUGAGAAACUCGUAGAUUUUUUAACCGGGAUUCUG